GCGACGCCGGUCAGUGUGCUUCUGCUGGUGCUCGUGGCGGCGGCGGCGGCGGGUGAGGGCGCCAUGCCGAUGCCUGUGAACGAGGAGGUGCUGGGGCUGGUCGUGUUCAGGUCGGCGCUGUCCGACCCGACGGGGGCGCUGGCGACGUGGGCGGAGUCCGACGCGACGCCGUGCGGGUGGGCGCACGUCGAGUGCGACCCGGCGACGUCGCGCGUGCUCCGCCUCGCGCUCGACGGCCUCGGCCUCUCCGGCCGCAUGCCGCGCGGCCUCGACCGCCUCGCCGCGCUCCAGUCGCUCUCCCUCGCCCGCAACAACCUCUCCGGCGAGCUGCCCCCGGGGCUGUCGCUGCUCAAGUCGCUCCGGUCCCUCGACCUCUCCUACAACUCCUUCUCCGGUGCGCUCCCCGACGACGUCCCGAUGCUCGCGUCCCUCCGCUACCUCGACCUCACCGGCAACGCCUUCUCCGGCCCGCUCCCGUCCUCGUUCCCUCCCACCGUCCGCUUCCUCAUGCUCUCCGGCAACCAGUUCUCCGGCCCGCUACCGGAGGGGCUCUCCAAGAGCUCGUUCCUGCUCCACCUCAACCUGUCCGGGAACCAGCUCUCCGGCUCGCCGGACUUCACUGGCGCGCUCUGGCCGCUCUCCAGGCUGCGCGCGCUCGACCUGUCCCGUAACCAGUUCUCCGGCCCCGUCACCGCCGGCAUUGCCAACCUCCACAACCUCAAGACCAUCGACCUCAGCGGCAACCGGUUCUUCGGCGCCGUCCCCAACGACAUUGGCAUGUGCCCUCAUCUCAGCAGCGUCGACAUUAGCUCCAACGCGUUCGACGGCCAGCUCCCUGACUCCAUCGGUCACCUCAGCUCGCUGGUUCACCUCUCCGCGUCCGGUAACCGGUUUUCCGGUGAUGUCCCUGCUUGGCUUGGCGACUUGGCAGCGCUGCAGCAACUCGAUUUCUCCGACAAUGCUCUGACCGGCCGAUUGCCGGAGUCGCUCGGCAAGCUCAAGGACCUCAGGUACCUGAGCCUGUCCAAGAACCAGCUCUCCGGCGCCAUCCCAGACGCCAUGUCCGGCUGCACGAAGCUCGCCGAGCUGCACCUGAGGGCCAACAACCUCAGCGGCAGCAUCCCGGAUGCUCUGUUCGACGUCGGGCUGGAGACGCUCGACAUGUCGUCGAACGCGCUCUCCGGCGUGCUGCCGUCGGGCUCGACGAAGCUGGCGGAGACCCUCCAAUGGCUCGACCUCUCCGUCAACCAGCUGACCGGCGGCAUCCCGGCGGAGAUGGCGCUCUUCAUGAACCUCCGCUACCUCAACCUGUCCCGCAACGACCUCCGCACGCAGCUGCCGCCGGAGCUCGGCCUGCUCCGCAACCUCACGGUGCUCGACCUCCGGAGCAGCGGCCUGUAUGGGACAAUGCCGACCGAUCUGUGUGAGGCCGGAAGCCUCGCCGUGCUCCAGCUCGACGGCAACUCCCUCGCUGGCCCCAUCCCCGACAACAUCGGCAACUGUUCGUCCCUGUACCUACUGAGCUUGGGGCACAACAGCUUGACGGGGCCGAUACCGGUGGGCAUCUCGGAGCUGAAGAAGCUGGAGAUUCUGAGGCUGGAGUACAACAACCUGAGCGGCGAGAUACCGCAGCAGCUCGGCGGGAUCGAGAGCCUCCUCGCCGUGAACAUCUCCCACAACCGCCUCAUCGGGCGGCUGCCGGCGUCGGGCGUGUUCCAGAGCCUCGACGCGAGCGCGCUCGAGGGCAACCUCGGCAUCUGCAGCCCGCUGGUGACGGAGCCAUGCAGGAUGGACGUGCCCAAGCCGCUCGUGCUCGACCCCAACGAGUACCCGCACGGCGGCGACGGCGACAACAACCUCGAGACCAACGGCCGCGGCCCGGCGUCGCCGAGGAAGCGCCGUUUCCUGAGCGUGUCGGCCAUGGUGGCCAUCUGCGCAGCGGUGUUCAUCAUCCUCGGGGUCAUCGUCAUCACCCUGCUCAACAUUUCCGCGCGGCGGAGGUCCGGCGACUCGCUGCCGGAGAAAGAGCUGGAGAGCAUCGUGUCCAGCUCGACCAAGUCCAGCAAGCUCGCCACCGGGAAGAUGGUGACGUUCGGGCCGGGGAACAGCCUCCGGUCCGAGGACUUCGUCGGCGGCGCCGACGCGCUGCUGAGCAAGGCGACGGAGAUCGGCCGCGGCGCCCUCGGGACGGUGUACCGCGCGUCCGUGGGCGAGGGCAGGGUGGUCGCCAUCAAGAAGCUCGCGACGGCGAGCAUCGUGCAGUCCCGCGACGACUUCGACCGCGAGGUCCGCAUCCUGGGGAAGGCGAGGCACCCCAACCUGCUGCCGCUCAAGGGCUACUACUGGACGCCGCAGCUGCAGCUCCUCAUCUCCGACUACGCGCCGCACGGCAGCGUGGAGGCGCGCCUCCACCACGGCGCGCUCCCGCCGCUGACAUGGCCGGAGCGGUUCCGCGUGGUGGCCGGCGUCGCCAGGGCGCUCGCGCACCUGCACCAGUCGUUCCGGCCGCCGAUGAUCCACUACAACGUGAAGCCGAGCAACAUCCUCCUCGACGAGCAGUGCAACCCGAUGGUCGCCGACUUCGGGCUGGCGCGGCUGCUGCCGAAGCUGGACAAGCACAUGAUCAGCAGCCGGUUCCAGGGCGGCAUGGGGUACGUGGCGCCGGAGCUGGCGUGCCAGAGCCUCCGGAUCAACGAGAAGUGCGACAUCUACGGCUUCGGCGUGCUCGUCCUCGAGCUCGUCACCGGCCGCCGGGCCGUCGAGUACAGCGACGACGACGUCGUCAUCCUCAUCGACCAGGUCCGCGUCCUCCUCGACCACGGCGGCAACAACGUGCUCGAGUGCGUCGACCCGGCCCUCGGCGAGUUCCCGGAGGAGGAGGUGCUGCCCGUGCUCAAGCUCGGCAUGGUUUGCACGUCGCAGAUCCCGUCCAACCGCCCCUCCAUGGUCGAGGUGGUCCAGAUCCUGCAGGUCAUCAAGGCCCCCGUCGCUGCAUCGCCAUCUGCCACCCGAAUGGAAGCUUUCGUCUGACCAUCUCUUCCACAUUUUACGUUCUACUAAACCACACGUAAUCGCUUGACCGAUCCAUGCAUCUCACUUGCAUUGCAUGCAUGCCAUGCAAUUCAUCCGCAACCAGUACGUGUUCAUGUACGUGUUCCCUAGUGCAAAAAAUCACAGGUCCCCAGCUGUACUACUAGUACGUACACUGAGUCACUGCUGGCCGUGCUAGCUAAUUUUCCUCAGGUUUUAAUUUAAUUUUUUUGUCUCUGCCUUUUUGGAUGUCAGAUAAAUCAUUCCUACGUGAUGCCAUUGUUCGAUGCGGCUAAAAUAUGCUCAUCAUCUUGUGACUAGUAUGAGUUGUAACGAAGUUGGCGUGUUGCA
Molecule: messenger RNA, 3381 nt
Organism: Oryza brachyantha (malo sina)
Lineage: Eukaryota; Viridiplantae; Streptophyta; Magnoliopsida; Poales; Poaceae
Product: probably inactive leucine-rich repeat receptor-like protein kinase At3g28040
Exons: 2
Coding region: 64-3030 (988 amino acids)
Biological process (GO): protein phosphorylation
Molecular function (GO): protein kinase activity; ATP binding; protein binding
Source: RefSeq, a predicted model, not a curated record